Molecule: messenger RNA, 1159 nt
Organism: Salpingoeca rosetta
Lineage: Eukaryota; Choanoflagellata; Craspedida; Salpingoecidae
Exons: 1
Coding region: 44-985 (313 amino acids)
Cellular component (GO): membrane
Molecular function (GO): sulfotransferase activity
Source: RefSeq, a predicted model, not a curated record
UGUGAAUCACGUCACAUCUCACAUCAAAUCACGACGAAGAACGAUGUGGUCGGCAACUGCGACAACCAGGACGAGGGCCAGUGGUGAUGGUGGACCGGCGAGGUUGUUAUUAGUUGGUGUGGUCAUGGUCGUGGGCGCGAUCAGUCUAAGCGCCAGCGGUGUGGGCGUUGCUGCAGGCAAGCCCAAGACGCCUGCCGAGAUUUGUGCCCCCAUGACGACUCACCCAGAGCGCGUUAACCAAACCCAGCGUGCGCUUCGACCGUUUUGGCUUCAUGUGCCAAAGUGCGGCACCACCUUCUCCGUCACCAUGGGCCAGGUGCACUGUCCCGAGGCGCGAAUCACGGAGCCCGUCAUCAGCACCAACAAAAUCCUGAAGACCCCCGCGUGCAAGAACAGGUUCGCUCGCCUAACGGACCCGCAUGACGGCCUCGUGCUGUCGGAAACCAAGCGCAUGGUGGUCAUGCUGCGUGACCCGCUGGACCGCGUCAUCUCGGGCUACCUGCACAAGUUCCACGACUGCAAGUCAAUGCAACUCAAGUACUGUGGUGCAGCAUACUGGGACAGGUGCAACACUCCACCGCCACAGGUUUUGAACAGCAACCCCGACACGGUAUUACAAUACGCCAAGUGCGUCCAGGGCUUGGCCACGCACAUGCUGAAUGGGCACCACUCCCGCGACCGCAACUUCCAGGCGCCGACGCCACACGAAGUCCUGGCUGCUGCGAAGCGGUUGCAGGAGGCAGCGUUUGUUGGCAUCCAGGAAGAGUGGAACAAGAGCGUGUGUCUGUACCGCGCCAUGUUUGGGGAAGGGGGAAUGACAGACGUUUCCUUUGGCGUUGCCCGGCCGUCCAAGUAUCCUGAGAACAAGAACAAGGUGCGCAAGCUGCUGAAGGACGCCGACUGGUUUGAUACUGCCGACAACCUCGUGUACCAUGCCGCCUUGGAACGGUUCAAGAACGACUCCUUGCACUUCCUCGGCGAAUGAGCGUGAUGUGUGCAUGUGUGCGUGUAAGUGUGAUGAGUGCAUGUGCGUAUAUAAGCGUGUGCGUGUGAUGCGAGUGUGUGUUUGGGCGUGAUGUGUGCGUGUGAUGUGUGUGUGUGUGGAUGUGUGUGAUGUGUGUGUGUGUGUGUGUGUGUGUGUGUGUGUGUGUGGAUGUGU